Syzygium oleosum is the source of this 1145-nucleotide messenger RNA. RefSeq names its product auxin-responsive protein IAA1-like. Gene Ontology annotation, cellular component: nucleus. The record is from RefSeq and is a predicted model, not a curated record. Gene Ontology annotation, molecular function: protein binding. NCBI's taxonomy places the organism in Eukaryota, Viridiplantae, Streptophyta, Magnoliopsida, Myrtales, Myrtaceae. Gene Ontology annotation, biological process: regulation of DNA-templated transcription. The transcript is spliced from 4 exons. Bases 19 to 840 code for a protein of 273 amino acids.
CGAGGGGAGAGACAGGUAAUGACCUCGAGACGGUGGAGAUCCAUACCAUCGAUCAUCAACUCCAGGCCUUUCCUAUUUAUACUUUUGCAUGAACAGACACGCCUCGUGGAUCGAGCAGAAGGCAAGGGACUCAUCAAGAACUCAGUGGGGGUGGUGUUUGAAGUCGGGGUUCUUCUUUCUCGAGCUUCGUCGUCCGUAGCUUUUCGAGACGCCGUCGCGUCGCGGUCGAGCCGAGCGAUAUAUAUUGGGGAGAUCGGGAUGGAGAGGUCUAAGAGCAACGGGUAUGGCGAGUGUGAUCAGGCCAACCUGAAGGCCACUGAGCUGAGGCUAGGGCUUCCCGGGACCGAGGAGGACCCGCCGUUGAAGCUGGAGUCUCCCGCUUUCAAUAGCAAGAAGAGGGCUUUAGCAGAUGAUGAGGGAUCAGCCUCCAAGGGCAAUCCUGGCUCUGGUGUCCCUCCCCCUUCAAAGGCGCCGAUAGUUGGGUGGCCGCCUGUCCGGUCGUACAGGAAGAACAUGGCGGCGACGAAGAAAGCCGAGAUAGCUGAGGGUGUCGCAGGGGCUGGCUUCGUGAAGGUGAGCAUGGACGGUGCUCCUUACCUCAGGAAGGUCGAUCUCAAGACGUACAAGAGCUACCAGGACCUCAUGGAAUCUUUGGAAAAUAUGUUCAACAUCACCAUUGGUGAUUACUCGGACAAGGGGUCUGAUUAUUCGCCCACCUAUGAAGACAAAGAUGGGGACUGGAUGCUUGUUGGAGAUGUUCCCUGGAAUAUGUUUACGUUCACGUGCAAGCGACUCAGAAUCAUGAGAGGUGGAUCCAGAAGCAAGACAUACAUAACAUAGCCAUUGAAGCUUCUGUCGAUUGUUUUCAAGGUUGCUGUUUAGAUGAUGCACGGAGAAGACACUAAUAACUAGCUGAAACCAGGCGAGACCGAACCCAAGAGAGCGAUUUUGGGUCGCGGAGAUCUGAAGCUGCCAUGCAAUGGUUUCAGUCCACUUCGGCUUUUACAGAUUUAUUUUUACCAAGACAUGUGUACAAGGUCUUGAGAUUUGCCAAACUGUACAAACAUAGGGUACAGACACAGAUCUAGUCAGAUUCUUGUUGUCCAAAUUUUCUUCUCAAUAAAAGGAGAAAAAGCACUUUUCUA